CGCUCAGUUGCAGUUGCAAGCAAAGAUGGCGGAGUCGACAGAACUUUUCUCCCAGCUUGUUGUGUUCUUGCUGUUCGUCUCGUUCUUGCAGUUCGUGGCAGGCCUAGUUUUGGCGCAGAUUUUCGGCAAAGCAGUUUCCAGAGUGGACAAAUGGGUGCUGGUGUGGCUGUUCUAUGACGCUAUCGUCCAUUUUACCUUCGAGGGACCAUUCGUAUACUUCUCACUUGUUGGAACUGUGGCGAAAUCAGACAGCCUGUUGACGGAAGUGUGGAAGGAGUAUGGUAAAGCAGACUCCCGCUGGCUGCACUCUGACCCCACCAUCGUGUCUCUGGAGAUCCUGACAGUUGUGUUAGAUGGACUUCUGUGUCUGGUGGCCGUGUACGCCAUCUGUAAGGACAAACAUUACAGGCACUUUGUCCAGAUUACUCUGUGUGUCUGCGAGCUAUAUGGAGGUUGGAUGACGUUCUGCCCUGAGUGGUUGACAGGCAGCCCCAGUCUGGACACCAGUAACUUCCUGUACCUGUGGAUCUACCUGGUGUUCUUCAAUGGACUGUGGGUGGUGGUGCCUGGCUUACUGAUGCUGCAGUCCUGGGGGGAGCUCAGGGACUUACACAGGGCACAGAAAACAAACAAACGGAAGUAGAUAGUCGCAGUGGGGUCAGAGGGCACGAACCUGUAAUGUCACUUAAUUGGCCAACAACACUGGGUCUGUUAGCCUUCUUGAAAAAUUUGUUUGUUGUCAUCAAGGACACUGUAUUGAAGUGCUCAUUGCCUGAUGCCUGGAUGUAUUAUGGUGAAUUUGUGUUUGACAAUAGUGUGGCCACUUGGCAUGUGUGCAAA
This is a messenger RNA of Branchiostoma belcheri (Belcher's lancelet), 840 nucleotides long. RefSeq names its product emopamil-binding protein-like. Gene Ontology annotation, molecular function: cholestenol delta-isomerase activity. Gene Ontology annotation, cellular component: endoplasmic reticulum; membrane. The coding region runs from base 26 to 643 and encodes 205 amino acids. Gene Ontology annotation, biological process: sterol metabolic process. The record is from RefSeq and is a predicted model, not a curated record. NCBI's taxonomy places the organism in Eukaryota, Metazoa, Chordata, Leptocardii, Amphioxiformes, Branchiostomatidae. The transcript has 5 exons.